AUGCUGGAAUACGGUCCCACAAUCGUGCACGAGUCACGGGAACAGCACACCGCCACUGUCAUCUUGCUGCAUGGGCUCACCGGAUCUGCGGAGGACUGGGUCCAACGCCUCCCCGAGUUUGAGGUCCCACACAUCAAGCUGAUUGCUCCAAAUGCACCCCUCCGCCCCAUCACACUCGACCUUGGAGAAGGCUCCGGCAAGACAUACAGAGGCUGGUACGACCUAGAUGGAGUGGGUGCUGCAAAGUUCAGGGAGGCCAUGGAUGGCAAGGAAUUCGACCCCGAGGGCCUGAGGGAGGCAGAGGCAUACCUGCGGGGCCUGAUCGACGACGAGGUUGCGGCCGGCAUCCCGGAGCACCGCAUCGCCCUGGUCGGCUUCAGCCAGGCCGGGCGCCUGGUCCUGAAGACCUUUGCAACCUACAAGCCCACACUGGCGGGGGUGGCGGGGCUCUCCACCUGGCUGGCCCCCCAGGACCUGGAGGUGAGGGGCCUGAUGGCGGGUUGCAAGGCGACCCCGGCAGCCCUGGCUCGCCCCAUCUUUCUGGCCCAUGGCGACGCUGACGACCUGGUUCCCUAUGCAACUGGAGAGGAGACCCGCGAUGUGCUGCUGAGAGCUGGGGCCAAGGACCUGGAGUUCAAGACGUAUCCCGGCCUCGCCCACGAACGCUGCACGGAGGAGAUGCACGAUCUGCGAGCCUUCCUGCUACGUGCCCUCCCCGUCUGA
This is a messenger RNA of Auxenochlorella protothecoides, 723 nucleotides long. RefSeq names its product Acyl-protein thioesterase 1. Gene Ontology annotation, biological process: protein depalmitoylation. Lineage: Eukaryota; Viridiplantae; Chlorophyta; Trebouxiophyceae; Chlorellales; Chlorellaceae. Gene Ontology annotation, cellular component: cytoplasm. Gene Ontology annotation, molecular function: carboxylic ester hydrolase activity; palmitoyl-(protein) hydrolase activity. The coding region runs from base 1 to 723 and encodes 240 amino acids. The record is from RefSeq and is a predicted model, not a curated record. The transcript is spliced from 5 exons.